This is a messenger RNA of Hibiscus syriacus, 2591 nucleotides long. Its product is annotated as E3 ubiquitin-protein ligase WAV3-like. Bases 139 to 2304 code for a protein of 721 amino acids. The record is from RefSeq and is a predicted model, not a curated record. Lineage: Eukaryota; Viridiplantae; Streptophyta; Magnoliopsida; Malvales; Malvaceae. The transcript is spliced from 2 exons.
UUUGUUUCUCUCCAUCUUUCCCAUUCCUAAAGAGAAACUCUGUGAAAGAUAGCAACUUGACGUAAGAAUCAACUAAGAUCCAGUAUUUAGAUUUGGGUUUUUUGUUUUCAAGUUCAGAACACUUCAUUUUGAGUCAAAAUGGGUAGUAAAUGGAGAAAAGCGAAGCUGGCUCUUUGUGCUUAUUUACCUAGAACUUUAAAUAAUGAUGACUAUUGUUCACUUCCUUCCAGUGAAAAGCUAUCUGACGCUGCUUUGUUAUCUCCUUCAAACUCGGCAAGUAUGGCAGCUUCUAGGCCAAUGUCUCCUUUGUCUUCUGCUCAUGGUUUUAGGUUGCCUAGAAGUUUCUCUAGAAGUGCAAGCAAAUCAUCCAAGCAAAUAUGUUCAAUAUGUUUGACCAAGAUGAAACAAGGAGAUGGCCAUGCUAUUUUCACGGCAGAGUGCUCUCAUUCAUUCCACUUCUAUUGCAUUGCUUCGAACGUGAAGCAUGGUAAUGAAACUUGUCCGGUUUGUAGAGCAAAAUGGAAAGAAAUCCCCAUGCAGAGCCCUGGUUUGGAUCCUCCCCUUUGCAGGGCAGCAGCCAAUCCUGUAGGCUUCGCACAAAAUGAUGCUUUGAUGACUGUAGUCCACCGGUUACCUCCACCUCGUAGAGAUUUUAGUCGCCGACAUGUUGUACUAUUAUUUCAGGCUCCUGAACCAGGUGUUUUCAAUGAUGAUGAAUCAUUGGAUCACCUACCCAUGGUUGCUGAGAGUAUGAAUGCCUUGGAGAACCCAUCUGUCAGAACAAUAGAGAUCAAAACAUACCCUGAGGUUUCAGUGGCACCAAGGUCCAGUUCUUAUGACAAUUUCACCGUUCUUGUUCAUCUUAAAGCUGCUGCCUCAGCUGCAAAUCAAAAUCCGAACAGAAAUCAUGCUAGCAGCUUGCCACAACUUUAUCAAAAUCCCUGUGCUCCUGUUGACCUAGUCACCGUGCUUGAUAUCAGUGGUAGCAUGGCUGGCACCAAGCUUGCAUUGUUAAAACGGGCAAUGGGGUUUGUAAUUCAAAACCUUGGCUCCAAUGACAGACUUUCGGUCAUUGCCUUCUCUUCAACUGCUCGCCGGCUCUUCCCCCUUCGUCGAAUGUCGGACGUAGGGCGGCAGCAGGCACUUCAUGCUGUUAACUCUCUGGUUGCAAAUGGUGGUACCAACAUAGCUGAAGGCCUGAGGAAAGGUGCCAAGGUAAUGGAAGAUCGGAGGGAAAAGAAUCCAGUUGCCAGCAUAAUACUUUUUUCGGAUGGGCAGGAUACUUAUACUGUCAAUGGUGCUGGUGCAAACAAGUCUCAAUCGAAUUACCAGUUGCUUGUCCCCCUGUCUAUGCAUGGGAGUGACAACACGGGAUUCCAUGUUCCAGUGCAUGCUUUCGGUUUUGGUGCCGAUCAUGAUGCUUCGUCAAUGCACUCGAUUUCAGAGAUCUCAGGAGGGACGUUUUCUUUUAUCGAAAACGAAGCUGUAAUCCAGGAUGCAUUUGCACAAUGUAUCGGUGGUCUUUUAAGUGUUGUAGUUCAAGAGCUGCAAGUGGGUGUGGAGUGCAUGAAUCCAACUCUCUGCCUUGGUCCACUUAAAGCAGGCAGUUACCCGAUCUGUGUUACAGCUGAUGGAAAAACUGGAUUUAUCGACGUUGGAGAUCUCUAUGCGGAUGAAGAGAGGGAUUUUUUGGUGUCCAUUAAAGUACCAGCCGAGCCUUUCGAAUGUGAAACAUCGUUGCUAAAGGUGAAAUGUAUUUAUAGGGAUCCCUUGACUAAAGAGAUGACCACUUUGUAUAGUGAUGUUGUUACGAUUCAAAGACCUGAAGUUGCUGGGCAGGAAGUCGUUUCAAUUGAAGUAGACAGGCAACGCAACAGGUUCCAAGCAGCUGAGGCAAUGGCAGAGGCAAGAACGACAGCUGAACGGGGAGAUCUAGCAACUGCUGUUUCAAUACUCGAAAACUGUAGAAGUUUGUUGUCCGAGACCAUCUCAGCCCAAUCUCAUGACCGACUUUCCAUUGCAUUGGACGCUGAACUCAAGGAGAUGCAAGAAAGGAUGGCAAGCAGGCACGUGUACGAGGCAACAGGGAGAGCAUAUAUCCUCUCAGGACUGAGCUCUCACUCGUGGCAAAGAGCGACCGCAAGAGGCGACUCCACUGAUGGUUCAAGUUUGAUUCAACCUUAUCAAACUCCAUCAAUGGUCGAGAUGCUUACUCGAUCUCGGGCAAUGUUACUAGGUAGUCCAUCAACACAAAGGCUUGUCCAACCAUUAUGGUCACUUGGAUCGCUACCGAAGCCGAGAUAAUAGUUUCCAAAAGCUGUUUUCUCUAUAUUUUGUAAAAUUUUGUUUGUCGAGGAGAUUUUGUGGAAGGAUUAAGAAGUCUUACAUGUGUAAAUGAAAAAAAAAUGGGAAGAAGGCAAAAGAAACACGGCAGUAGAGGAGAAUAGGUAGAGUCUAGACUAUUUUGUAUCUUGGUUUGUGUUGUCGGGGGGUGUACAUAAGGAGAAGUGGCCUUUUUCUCUCUGGGAAAAUCUGGGGUCGUGCUUGUUUUGCUGGAAAAUGAUGGUGGUAAGCUUUCACCUAAUAUAUGA